AAAAAAAGAAGAAAAUGAGAAAAGAAAAGAGGAAGAGUCUAGAAUCGGGAAAAAGGUGGGAAAAGGAGGAGAUUUGGCCAAGCCAUGGCCUAGACCUUGAACACCCAACAAAUUUUUCGGUGGAAUUUCCCUCUUAUCAUUGUCCAUUUUCAUCUCUAAUAGCAUUCCCUCACUCUUAAUUGUCCAUAACCAAUUGAUUCACCGCAAUCUCCACCUGAAAACACUAAAAUUGAAGGAGAGAGUUGUGUGGCUGUCAUAUUUUCCCCUCCAAUUUCUAGUGCGGCCCACUCCACUCUCAUCACUAUAUGUACCAAUGAAACCUCUCUAGCCAUUAGUUCAAGUGAAAGAGAAGAGAGAAGGGAAAAGUGGAGGAGUACGAAGACAGGGAGAGGCAAGAGGAAAGUUUCUGCAACAACACUCCACCAAAGAUUUGGUUAAAUUCUCAACCAAAGGAACCCAUCUAAGUCAAGGGAAGUGAGGGGGAAAUUCCAAAACUCAACUCAGAUUGGAUGAUUUCCUUAACCCAAUUGUUACAUAUGUUCUAAAUUUGAAGGACUGUUGUGUCACAUUACCAUCUUCAAACCCAGUUGCAAGACCCUUCUUUUAUCACUUAUCAUGGCUUCUACUUCUUCAACCCGUCCCAGCUACGAUGUUUUUAUUAGCUAUAGAGGCAAAGAUAUUCAAGAUGGUUUUGUCUCUCAUCUCUUUAAUGCUUUCCAGCAAAAAAAAAUCAAUACCUUCUUGGAUGAAAACCUUUGUAAAGGAGAAGAGAUCUCACCAGCUCUCUUGGCAGCAAUUGAAGAAUCAUAUGUCUCAGUGGUGAUUUUCUCUGAUAAUUAUGCCGAUUCCUCAUGGUGCUUGAAUGAGCUUGUGAAGAUACUUGAAUGCAGAAAAACAUUAGGACAAAUAGUCUUACCAGUUUUUUACCAUGUAGAUCCGACCGAUGUUCAAGAGCUGACUGGGAAUUUUGGGAAGGCAUUUACUAUUGCUAAGCAUGUAGAAGAACUCAAAGGUUGUUUAGACAGGGUGGAACAAUGGCGCCAUGCUUUGAUGGAAAUAAGCAUUAUAACAGAAUGGGAUUCACGGAAUUUCAAGUCUGAAUCCAAACUAGUUGAGGAAAUAGUCAAUGAUGUUUGCGAGAAAUUAAGUCACUUCUCUUCAAGUGAUUUUUACAUUGACAACUUAGUUGGAAUUGAGUCACCUGUAAUGAAAGUGGAAUCCUUAUUAAGUAUUGAAUCAACAAAUAAUAAAAGAGUCAUAGGAAUUUGGGGUAUGGGAGGUAUUGGCAAGACAACUAUUGCCAAUGAAGUAUAUAGUCGAAUUAUGACUAAAUUUGAUAGUUACUGUUUUGUUGAUAAUGUCAAAGAGCAGAUGAGAAAACGAACAGCAAUUGCUUUACGAGAUAAAAUCAUUGAGCAAUUGUUAGGAGAAAAAAAUUUACGUAUAAACACACCUCAGUUGCCUGCUUUCAUUAAGAGAAGACUUCGUAGUAAAAAGGUUGUCAUUGUUUUUGAUGAUGUGGAUGAUCCAAACCUUUUAAAUCUUUUAGCAGGAGAUUGUGAUUUGUAUCAUAAUGGAAGUAGAAUCAUUGUAACUAGCAGAGAUAGGCAUCUGCUUAAAAGUGUUUGCGAUGAGGAUUAUAUAUACGAGGUUGAAAAAUUAAUUGAUGAUGAAGCUCUUUGUCUCUUUAGCUUGUAUGCCUUCAAACAAAAUCAUCCCAAGAAUCAAUUUGUUAAUUUAUCGAAGAGGUUGAUAACAUAUGCUCAAGGCAAUCCAUUGGCUCUUAGAAUUUUAGGCUCUAAUUUAUGUGACAAGGAGAUUGAAGAAUGGGAAAGUGAAUUGGAAAAAUUGAAAGAAAUUCCUGAUAUGAACAUUCAAGCAGUUUUGAAAACAAGUUAUGACGGACUAGAGCAUGAUGAAAAGAGCUCAUUUCUUGAUAUUGCAUGUUUUUUUAAAGGGGAGCCUCUAGAUCAUGUUGAGAGAAUAUUAGAAGGUUGUGGUUUCUUUCCAGGUAUAGCAAUAAGUCGUCUAAUUGAUAAAUCCCUGAUAAAUGUUUCAGAUGGUAAGGUAGGUAUGCAUGACUUGCUACAACAGAUGGGCAAGGAAAUUGUUUACGAGGAAUCCAAACAGCCUAGAGGACGGAGUAGGUUGUGGAAUUACAAGGAUAUUUGUCAUGUAUUGACAACAGAAACGGGAACUGAAAAUGUUGAAGGCAUAUUACUGGACAUGCCUGCUAAUGAAUAUUUGAAGCUAAGGUCCACAGCCUUCAAGAAGAUGUACAAUCUUAGAUUCCUCAAAUUAUCAAAUGAUCCUUUUUCCAGGGAAGGACAAGUGCUGCUUCCUAGGAACGACCUUGAAAUUUUACCAGAACAGCUAAGAUAUCUUCACUGGGGAAAAUACCCUUUGAAAUCCUUGCCAUUAAAUUUUUGCGCAAAAUAUCUUGUAGAACUUCAUAUGCCUGGCAGCAAACUCAUACAACUCUGGAAUCGGGAUAAGGCAAGAGUUAUUGUGUGACUUUAUAAAUUUAACUAUGUUUUGUUAAGUUAAUUAGCAUCUGCUUAUUUUAUUGAUUUUUUCAUUACAGGCUCUAGGAAAUUUGAAAUUUUUAUACCUCAGCGACUCUUUGGAGCUGACCAGAGUUCCAGAGUUGUCUAGCAUUCCAAAGCUUGAGUUAUUAUUUUUGGACGGAUGUAGAAGCUUGAUUGAGAUUCCUAGCAGCAUUGGCGAGUUGAAAUGUUUAAAAGAAAU
Molecule: messenger RNA, 2748 nt
Organism: Hevea brasiliensis (rubber tree)
Lineage: Eukaryota; Viridiplantae; Streptophyta; Magnoliopsida; Malpighiales; Euphorbiaceae
Product: disease resistance protein RPV1-like
Exons: 4
Coding region: 616-2514 (632 amino acids)
Biological process (GO): defense response; signal transduction
Molecular function (GO): ADP binding
Source: RefSeq, a predicted model, not a curated record